CUGGAAGCGAGAAGAGAUCAGAAUCCUAGAAUAUCAGUGAAGCCUAACCAAAAAGGAGCGGAGCUUGGGAGACAGAAGACUAAGGCGGCUGAAAUUGAUGACUGCCAGAGCACCGCGAUAGGCGGCGAAGCGAGGGAGGUGAGGCGGCGGCCGGCGAGGAAGAGGGAAUUGGGGUUUCGUCAGGCCGUUACUUCCUUCCUGCUGUACACAUCGCCGCCGCAUCACCACGCAGCCGGCGCCGGAAAAAUCAGCCUCUGUCAACUCACAACCCAGAACAACCCAAACGUGAAAAAUCUUGCUAAAGCAUUGGUAAACGAAGAAAUCUCAGCCUUUCGAUUCGACUUUGCUGGCCAGGCAAAGUGCAGGCACAUUUGGAGGGAAGCUGAUGACUUGCGCUCUGAGCUCCGCGAUCUGGCCGACGAUAAGUACGCCAUCAUGUGCGUCCACCAUGACUACACCCCGAAGGAAACCACAAAGAUGGAUGGCGCCGUCCGGACAGUUUACCCUAGGAAGAACUGGUCCUCCAUGGUUCUCUACAACUGCGGGCACCCGAAGAACAAGGUGUUGACCCCGGAAGUUGUGAAUAACCAGACGGGUGCUUACCUCCACAGUGUGUUGACGAUCCAUGGAUCUGCUGACGCAAUUGUCCCUGCUGGAGAUGCAUCAGAAUUCGCCAAGGUCAUACCGAACCACAAGCUACACAUCAUCCAAGGUGCCGAUCAUGGAUACCGUUCUCAUCAAACUGAGCUCGCAUCUGUGGUUUUGGAGUUCGUUAAAUCGAGACUACAGCAGCAGGACAGGAGCUCUACUACUGCCUAGACACCCUUCUGGAUUUGCAGGCAGCAGUUGUAGUUUGCUGUUGUUCUCUGAUUAACAGCAUAACAGUAGUCAGUAGCUAUACUUGAUAUCAUAUUGAUCUCUUUUUGAGGAAUGCUUGCAGUUCAGUUGAUAUAUUACUGUAUUAGUCACUGCCGAGACUUUCCAGUGUAUAGCGAUUAACAAUAUAGCUUGCUUGGCCUACAUCUGUAAGGGAAAAGAAGUUUUUAUUUUAUGUACCCGAAUGACCAAACUACAAA
This is a messenger RNA of Linum tenue, 1076 nucleotides long. The record is from the annotation of a GenBank genome assembly. NCBI's taxonomy places the organism in Eukaryota, Viridiplantae, Streptophyta, Magnoliopsida, Malpighiales, Linaceae.